AUGUAAAGAUACAUGUAGAUUUUCUCUCGGCAUAGGUAUACAGGGUAUACAGUAAUACAUAUUUAUAUUAUAUAUUUAUUUACAGCAUUUACAGUAAUACAUAUGUAUAUUAUAUAUUUAUGUAUUACUGUAUAAUAUAUAUUAAAGCUGCUCAGUGCUCAGUCGAUUUUGAUGACAUGUAGUACACAUGUUUUUCUACUUAUAUAUAUGUAUGUAUAACCUUUAAAACAUUCUUCAGUAUCUUACUUAAAAUUCUUUAGUUCAAAAUUUAUAUUUGAAAUAAAUAAACGAUGGAAACUGUAAGACCUUGUGGAUGUAAAGGUAUAAGGACUUGUCUAAUUUGUGAAGAGGAAUAUAAAAUUUUUAAAUCCAAUCCAUUUGAAGAAUUACGAAAAUUACCUAGCUACGUUUAUUGUCCUGAAUGUGAUCAAGCUUGGCCUGGAUGGGAUAUCAAUAUAUACAAAGAACAUCCAAAUCAUACUGGAAAUCCUAUAUAUUAUUCUGGAGUUUAUAUUAAGUUAAAUUUUUUAAGCGAAAAAGAAACAAAUAAUCUGAUAACAGAUAUUGAUAAUUUACCAUGGGAUACUUCUCAAAGUGGAAGAAGAAAACAAAAUUAUGGACCUAAAUGUAAUUUUAAAAAACGUCGACUUAGUCUUGGAAAUUUUAAUGGUUUUCCGAUUACUACGAAAUUUAUUCAAAAAAAAUUAUCACAAGUUCCACUUUUAGAAGGGUUUAAAACUAUAGAACAGUGUAGCUUAGAAUAUACUCCAGAACGUGGGGCUUCUAUUGAUCCUCAUAUUGAUGACUGUUGGAUUUGGGGUGAAAGAAUCGUUACAGUAAACGUAACUGGAGAUUCUGUACUUACUAUGUCUCCUUAUCAAGGAUCCACUACACGUUAUAACCUAGAUCAUGUUUCCACUUAUUCUUCAAUUGUGCCACAAAUCUAUUGCAAUGGUAAAAAUGUUGAAACGGUACCAGAGAAUGCGGUAAUUCGAUUGCCAAUGCCUGCUAAAUCUUUAAUAGUUUUAUAUGGUAAUGCAAGAUAUAAUUGGGAACAUGCAGUAUUACGAGAGGAUAUUCAAACUCGAAGAGUAUGUAUUGCUUAUCGAGAAUUUACACCACCUUAUCUUCCUCUUGGACUGCAUAGUGAUAAAACUGAAGAAAUUUUAAUGAAAGCUCAAAAUUUUUGGUAAUUAAGGGUACAUAGAAUAUAUUUUAUCAUCUCUCACUUUUGAACUUCAAUACAGUAGACUCGGGUUAUAAGUUACAUCGGACGCUCUACUCACUCACGUCAAUUUCAUUUUUUCCUCUAAGUAAGAGUACAGACAGAAACAUUGCUUAUAACUAGAGUGUACUGUAUAUGUUUAAUGUAAAUCUGAAUUCAUAACUAAAAAUAAUAGUAUCUGAUUACAGAAAAAAAAUAUUAACCUUUGUAAAUUAUUAAUAUUUCAAUUUUUAACUGUCGCAGUCUGUAAAGAAAUGAAUUUUCAAGGAUAUUUUCAAAAAUUGAAAUUUACUAAAUACAAAAAGAGAAACCAUAUUUUAAACAAUUAUAAAUGAUAUUUUAAUAAUAAUUUAAUUUUUGACAAAAUUAGAUAAAUUUAUUGUUUUACAUAUUGAUAAUUUAAUAUGAAUUAGGACAAG
This is a messenger RNA of Microplitis mediator, 1644 nucleotides long. RefSeq names its product alpha-ketoglutarate-dependent dioxygenase alkB homolog 4. Lineage: Eukaryota; Metazoa; Arthropoda; Insecta; Hymenoptera; Braconidae. The record is from RefSeq and is a predicted model, not a curated record. Gene Ontology annotation, molecular function: oxidoreductase activity; demethylase activity. Gene Ontology annotation, biological process: oxidative demethylation. The transcript is spliced from 3 exons. The coding region runs from base 291 to 1193 and encodes 300 amino acids.